Penicillium diatomitis is the source of this 2103-nucleotide messenger RNA. Its product is annotated as putative C6 transcription factor. Gene Ontology annotation, biological process: regulation of DNA-templated transcription; DNA-templated transcription. Gene Ontology annotation, molecular function: DNA-binding transcription factor activity, RNA polymerase II-specific; DNA binding; zinc ion binding. Bases 1 to 2103 code for a protein of 700 amino acids. NCBI's taxonomy places the organism in Eukaryota, Fungi, Ascomycota, Eurotiomycetes, Eurotiales, Aspergillaceae. The record is from RefSeq and is a predicted model, not a curated record. The transcript has a single exon.
AUGGUGAACCACCUGGUGAGGCCCGGCAAUGGGCUUGUCCCCAUUGCGCCCACCCCCGUCCAAGCAGAUCCGCUCAAAUGCAAUGAGACGAAGUCAGGGAAGCCGGCCAUGUCCUACUCAUGCCAGACAUGUGCAAGACGUAAAGUCAAAUGUGAUAAGAUCGGCCCCGUCUGCUCGCGCUGUCGUAAGGGAGGGUAUCCCUGUAGCUUUGAAGCCCCCCAGCCGAAGCCUCGAAAGCGAAAGCUGGAUGAGGUGUUGGAGAAGAUGGCUCACUAUGAAUGUCUUCUGAAGGAACAUGGCUUGCUUGAUGCGGGAGUGGGAUAUCAACAAAAAGAAAGUCCGCUCACACGGAAUGAAAAGGGUAGUCCUCCCGGUCCUGCCAGUCCGAUUUCGUCGAAAACAGGCAGACUUCUCACUGGACCAGGCAGAUCGAGGUAUAUCGACAGUCAUAUGUGGCUUAACCUGGAGGACGAGGAAAUCCGGCACAUAUCGACAGAUAAAGAUGAGGACGAGGAUGAGCACGAGGGAGCAAUGACUACGAAUCCAGUGUGGUCGGAAGCCAAUCCGCAAGAUCCAUUGACGGGUGCCUUUCUUGGGUAUCAGAAAAGUAUCUCGUACUUUCACCCUAGUCAUAUGGAUGCGAUGCAAUUAUGGGAGACAUAUGUACGGAAUGUGGAGCCUAUCUGCAAGAUUCUACACGUUCCGUCGACUCGCAAAAUGGUCGAUGCCAUCUCGCAGGAGCCUGAGAUCGCCACCAAAGCAGAGGAGUGCUUGCUCUUCUCCAUCUACCAUUGUGCAAUCUUCUCAAUUACGGACGAAGAUUGCAAAGCCCGAUUCCAUCAAAAUCGAUCAGAUAUGAUGAAGUUGUUUCACGCUGCUGUACGUCAAGCCCUUGUGAAUGCCUCUUUUCUGAGGACGACCGAAAUCGCGGUUCUACAAGCUCUCCAUUUGUACCUCUUAUCAAGUCGUGACGCGCACGAUCCCCACACAUAUUGGAUUCUCACUGGAGUAUCGGCCCGUGUUGGUCAAAGGAUAGGCCUUCAUCGUGAUGGAGAAGGUCUGGGUCUGCCACCCUUUGAAGUUGAAACAAGACGUCGACUAUUCUAUCAGAUCUUUCCCCAUGAUUCCCGAGCCGGCCAGUCAGCUGGGAUUGACAAUAUCAGCCUGCCUCAAGGCUGGGACACCAAACCGCCCCUCAAUAUCAACGAUGACCAAAUCUGGCCUGAGAUGUCUGAAAAGCCCGUCGAGCAAAUUGGCGCGACGGACAUGAUCUUCUGCCUAUCUCGCGCAUACAUGGGGAAACGGCUUGCGGGAGCAGGUGCGCUUAUGAGCACGGCAGAUUCGUGGUCAUCGUCCGAUUACCAAAAAGCCGAGAAGGUGAUAUUGGCCGCAGAAAGUGAGGUAGAGGAAAAAUUCAUCCGCUAUUGUGAUAUGGUGAAUCCUUUACACUUUCUGACCAUCGGACUUGCUCGGUCCGGCAUGACGGCCAUGAGGCUCAAAUUCCAAUUGCCUAAACUACGAAAGCACACUGCGACCGACGAAGAGAGAAAAGCGAUCUUUCAACUGGCGCGGAAGAACUUGGACACUGAUGCUGCAGUCCAUUCGCAUGGUGGAAUAAGCAGGUUCCAGUGGCACACAAAACCCUUCUUUUUGUGGGGCACUCGAGAUUCAAUGGUCGUUGUAUUGAUGACCCUCCUGAAGUGGAGAGAUUUGCUCUCGCAGGACCAAAUCGAGGCCGCCUGGACCAGUGUAGCCGAACUAUACCAUCAUCAUGAAGAGCUCUUUGACAGUCGACAAGCCCUCAGUGUCGCCAUGGGGCGUCUCGCAGUGAGAGCUUGGGACUCAUGGAGGCCCAGUGAUCAUCCUCCUGAACCAGAAUUCAUCAGCAAACUGCGGACCUGGAGAAAAGCUCCGAGGCGCAGUCAACAACUUUGUGAUGUCCCAACACACUCCGAAACAGUACCAUCACUCCCAAACCCUCAAUGUUCUGCGUCCGCUUUUCCAGAUCUAGAUGAAUUUAAUGGUGUUCAGGAUCUUGAUGUUGAUUUUAAUAUUGACGAUUGGGUAUCCUGGGACCAACUGUUGAGAGAUCAUCGCAACUGA